AUGGUUAGAAGAAGUUAUAAUAAAAUCUGUAGACUCCAAAAUCCAGAUGGCUCCUGGGUUGAGGAUUUAAAUGAUCUCAAGACUAUGCUGCAAUCCCAUUUUAGUGCUCGUUUUUGCACAAGUCACGAGUUUGAAUCCCUGUCUCUGGGUGGGAUUACUGAUAGAAUUGUGAGACUUAAAGAUGACCAGGUUAUGAACCUCAUUGAACCUUUAUCAGAGAUUGAAAUCAAGAAGGUGGUCUGGUCUUUUAAGGCUCAUAAAGCCCCGGGGUCUGAUGGUUUUCACCCCUUUUUUUAUCAUAGAUGCUGGGGCAUAAUUGGUGCUAAGCUUUGUUCCACCAUCUUGAAUAUUUUAGAGGAUGCUUGUAUGCCGGAUUCCAUUAAUGGUACUCUCAUUUCCUUGAUUCCUAAGGUGGCAAAUCCUAUUAAGAUUGACCAGUUUAGGCAUAUGAGCCUCUGUGACUUUCCCUAUAAAGUAGUGACUAAGAUCUUAGUGAAUAGGCUCAAGCCGUAUUUGGAUGAUCUUAUUUCUCCCUUUCAGGCUAGUUUUGUACCGGGUAGGAUGGCUAGGGAUAAUGCCAUUAUUGUCCAAGAAAUUAUUCACUCCUUUAACAGGAAAAGAGGCAAGGCUGGGUACAUGGCGAUCAAACUUGAUCUUGAUAAAGCCUAUGAUAAGCUGGAGUGGGGUUUUAUUAGGAAUGUGUUGUUUUCUUUUAAUUUCCCCCAAAAGUGGAUUGAUUUGAUUAUGAGUUGUGUUUCUUCCUCCACUAUCUCUGUUCUGUUGAAUGGGGUUACUUUAGAGGGUUUCAAGCCGUCUCGGGGUAUAAGACAAGGGGAUCCUAUGUCACCUUAUUUGUUUAUACUUUGUAUGGAGAUUCUUAGUUUAAACAUCUUAGAGGCUGUUGAUAAUGGAGACUGGAAACCUGUCAAAAUUUCUAGAUCCAACCCUCUGUUCUCUCAUCUGAUCUUUGCAGAUGAUAUAUACCUCUUUGGUAGAGCUGAUCCAGCCACUGCUCAGUCUAUGAGGAACACUGUGCAAAAGUUUUGCCUUGACUCGGGUCAGAUGAUUAACUUGGAUAAGUCGAAGGUUUUUUUCUCUCCCAAUACUAAAGCUGAGGAUAGAUUGUCUUUGUUGAGUAUUUUAGGUAUUGGGGAAACCUCUAACCUAGGGAGAUUUUUGGGCUAUCCUAUGCAUCAUGGUAGGGUGUCAAAGGAUGAUUACUCCUUUAUUCUUGAUAAACUCAAAGGCAAAUUGACGGGUUGGAAAGCUAAUAUUUUGUCCCCUGCUGCUAGGCUUGUGCUUUGUAAGUCCACUUUGGAGUCCAUUCCCUCUUAUUUUAUGCAAAAUAGGCUGCUGCCUAGUAGGAUUUGUAGUGAAAUUGACAGAACUUGUAGGAACUUCAUUUGGAAUGAUUCGGAGCAAAAGAAGAAAAUUCAUUUACUUCGUUGGGAAGAAGUGACAAAGCCUAAGAAUUUGGGGGGGAGGGGGGGCUUGGCCUCAGAGAUGUCAGAGUUAGGAACCUUAAGGACCAUCAUUAAGGGGCCACUCAACAAAGGAGAGGAUUUCCUUCUCGUGGCCAAUUUCUUUGCUAACAAUUCCGUUAUUUCUUUUGUUCUUCCUUCUUUUGUGUGGCAAGCCAUUAGAGCUAUCCUUAGACAGUUGGAGAAUAAUGGUCAAGAUACUCCUUGCUGGCAAUUGUCUAAAAAUGGCCAGUAUACUAUUGGUUCUGCCUACAACCUCAUUCGUAAUCUUCCACGGGAAGAUCAGUAUCCACCCAAUUGGAGAUGGAUAUGGAAACUGAACAUUGUUCCCAAACUGAAGUUCUUCAUUUGGGAAUGCCCGCAUGCUAUCCUUCCUACUAGAGCUUGGUUGUCCCAUAGAGGCUUGGAAGGUCCUACUCAUUGUGUUUUAUGUAACCAGGCUGUCGAGUCCAUACAAGAUCUUUUUAAGGAGUGUUCCUUUGCCGUUAGUAUUUGGAGUAGAGUUGGCUUGGGGAGCUCCAAUCUAGAUUUUGAGCUGUGGUUCAGAAAUUUAGUGUCGGAUAAAUCUUUUUUUCAGGUUCAUAGAGUCCCAAGAGGGCUGAUUGCUACCCAUAUUAUUUGGGUGAUUUGGAAAACUAGAAACAGAGCUAUUUUUCAAGGCUCGAUUAUCCCUGUUUCUUGGCAGCCUCCUGGUCCAGGUUGGUUGAAAUUGAAUACUGACGGAUCCUCCCUCGGCAAUCCAGGCCUAGCAAGGGCAGGGACUGUAAUCCGUGAUCAUGAGGGUGGUUGGGUGAGAGGCUCUGUUAGGCAACUGGGAAUCUGUUCUAAUUAUCUUGCUGAGUUAUGGGCUCUUAGAGAUGGGCUUACAACUUGCCAUCUCACUUGGAGCAAGAAAGUUAAUUAUUGA
Corchorus capsularis is the source of this 2388-nucleotide messenger RNA. The record is from the annotation of a GenBank genome assembly. Lineage: Eukaryota; Viridiplantae; Streptophyta; Magnoliopsida; Malvales; Malvaceae.